Messenger RNA from Serendipita indica DSM 11827, 471 nucleotides. The record is from the annotation of a GenBank genome assembly. NCBI's taxonomy places the organism in Eukaryota, Fungi, Basidiomycota, Agaricomycetes, Sebacinales, Serendipitaceae.
AUGGCAAUCACCUGCAUUCGGGAGGCUAUGUACCACGUCCUUGACCUCUACCAUACCUUUGAGUUGAUAGGGAUGCAGCAUCCAGAAAAAGACAUCACCGAGGUCGUCACCUUGCUGACAACGGCCAUCACUCCAGGCAUCCAAAAGGCAGCAUUGGAAAGGUUCUUUGCGCCAGAUGCGGGCUUCAUUCAUCCGGUUUGCGCAGUAGAAAGGGGACCAAACUCGAGGGACAAGGUCCUCGCAAUCUACCAACUGAUCACACGAAUCAAAAUGGAAGAGCGAGAUGGACUGCAUCACAUUGUGCUGCAAGAGGACUUUUACCAUCCAGAGGACUUUGCUGCCCUCAUCAUUCCACCUUUGAAGCCCCUUGUCUCCCUAGCUCUUCGUAUGUCUAGUAUAGCAUGCAGCGUCGGCGCGUUUGGAGCCCAGAUGAUCGGCUUCUGGAGGCCAGAGAGUGUAAAGACGACGUAG